Messenger RNA from Lytechinus variegatus (green sea urchin), 3038 nucleotides. Its product is annotated as semaphorin-1A-like. Gene Ontology annotation, molecular function: chemorepellent activity; semaphorin receptor binding. The record is from RefSeq and is a predicted model, not a curated record. Gene Ontology annotation, biological process: neural crest cell migration; negative chemotaxis; axon guidance. NCBI's taxonomy places the organism in Eukaryota, Metazoa, Echinodermata, Echinoidea, Temnopleuroida, Toxopneustidae. Bases 117 to 2153 code for a protein of 678 amino acids. The transcript has 18 exons.
GCCAUUGGCGUGACGUCAUUGUUGAUGCGGAACGGGAACUGACGAUCACACUUGAUGUGUUUGUAAAACUAAGAGCAUCAUACUUAGAGAUUUUGGAAGAUCUACAUCACACCCCAAUGGAGCUGCUGCUUGUAUGUACUUUGAUGUUAUCAUGUUUGAUAAUUCAAAGUCAUUCCAGUACACCUAUCAUUGCUAAUCUACCUCCUGAAGUUGCCGGAGUGGAGAAAGUUUAUUCUAAACCUGGUACCAUGGGUUUUCGUAUUCUACAUCGUGAAUCAGACAGCGCCCUCAUCGGAGGAAGAGAAAUGCUUCUCACAUUAAAUCAUAAUGAUCCAAACAGUCUUCAUAAAAGUGUUGAAGAAUUCAAAACUUGUGACAAUGGCGAUGCAUUUAUUCAGUGUCGAACUCGUACAACAUUUAAAAAGGAUAGAGACUGUUUUAACUUCAUAAGGAUAGCAGAGGUAAUCUCCAACAACAUGCUACUGGUGUGUGGAACGAACGCCCUCAAUCCAAGAUGUUAUAACUGUAAUCUCACAAGAAACAGUGCUGGUAUGCAAGAAGUGAGUUGUCCCGGUCCCAGAGGUGACGGGACAUGUCAAUUCAGUAGAUCACAACCCCUUGGGACAGUGGAUGGUACCAAUAUUGCACCAAAACACUGGGAACUUAAUGCUACUUCACAGUACUCAGAUGGUCAGUUAUUCCUAGGAGUUUCCCAAAGUCAUGGUAAAUCAGAGACUACCAUCUCUCGGGUUGAUGUGUAUCCAGAUAGUGGAUUCACCAACCGACUUGAUACUACAUCUUACUUCUCAAGAUCAGUCAAUGAGGCUGAUUUUGUUGGUAAGCCAUUGGUAAUUGGAGAUCGAGUAUACUACUUCUACCGAGAGCUGGCUGUUGAACAUGUUAAUCAAGGCAAACUAGUAUACAGCAGGGUGGCAAGAGUGUGUAAGGGAGAUAAUGGAAUCGACAACUUUUGGUCCAGUUUUCAGAAAGCAAGAUUAAGCUGUUCGAUUCCAGGGGAAUUUCCUUUAUAUUUCAAUGAUUUACAGGAUAUCUUUGUUGAAGAAAGGGGAUCAGAUCACUACAUUCAUGCAGCAUUUGCUGGUGUGCCUAAUGGCCCACAGAGCUCAGCAGUAUGUGUGUUUCUCCUGUCAGAAAUAAAUGAAAUCUUUGAUACAAGUAAUUUCAAAGGACCAGCCUCUUCAGAUAGUAUCUGGCUUUCUAGACCAAGCAGAGAAAUUCCUGUUCCAAGACCAGGUCUAGAUUGCAAUAAUCCAACUCAAGACAUUAGAUACAUCAGACAAUAUCCAUUGAUGCAGGAUGAUGCUUCUAGUAUCCCUUUAUUCAUAGUUGAUUACGCUCGGUUUACUUCCAUCGUUAUGGAUUCACUGCCUGCUGGAAACAUAUACUAUAUUGGAACAGAAUCUGGCUCUGUACUGAAAGCGUAUUAUAAUGGCACUGAAUUCAAAGUUUAUGAAGUAACUGUGACGGAUAACAAGCAACCUGUUGUGGGUCUACAGCUGGCUGGUGAUAGCACAAACCGUCACAUCAUAGUUGUAUCUGAUAAUGCAGUAUACAGGGUGCCAUUACAUAACUGUGCUACUAGCUGUGAAAGGAGAUGUUCUGAAUUGAUGUAUGGAUACUGUCAAUGGGAAGGGGGCUGCUGUAAAAGCUAUGGUGAAACGACAUGUAGCGAGAACCCGGUUGAUGUUUAUGUAACCAUAGAGCCAAGUCAGUCAAUGACAGUAUGUGAGAAUGAGAUAAUCCAGCUCGUCUGCCACGCCCAAACCGCACCAUUCUGUCAACCAAUUACUCUAGACUGGACCAUGGCCGGAGGUCAACCUAUCGAUAACAUGGGUCAUCUUAUUAGUUUAGAUCAGCUUUAUGACUACCCACUCCACAAGCUGAGUGCUCUGACCGUCCAGUCGGCUAUCACUGGGAAUACAACGACCAUGGAAUGCACAGCUCGGACCACUAUUGGUGGACAGGCUUAUAGCGUCACAAAGGCAACCACUAUUAACAUUCAGAAUUGCAUCACCCAAGGAUCACUAGAGAGAAGAUACAACCUUCAUCAACAACUGAAGCAAGAAAAUACUAUGAGCAAGAGUUGUGAUGCUGAGAUAUUUGACUGUGCUAACUGUGCCAGCUUCCCAUGAAUUGCCAUAGCAGUAUGAGAUAAAAGCCCUAGGAGUGGACUUCAAAAUGACUUGUAAAUGAACUAAAAAUGAUAACUGCAACAUCAUACCUUCUAUCUGUGAAUGAAAAUAUCUUCAGCUGUUCUGUGCAUUUAUUUAUUUGUAGUUUACGUUUAUGUAGAAUAGAGAAACUUUUAUACUGCAUUUAUCUUAGGUUAUAAAACAUUUGUUUAUGUUCCUGUUCAGACCAAAUGUAAAGAGUUAUCUGUAUUUUAAUUUGUUUUAUAUCAUUUGUUUUUAUAAAGAGAUCGAAAUACUCAAAAGUUAUGUUUAUUUGAUGAUGAGGAGAGGAGACUAGCACAUUUUAGAAAGGGUUGUUGAAUUGGAGGUGGACACCGUGCGGAGGAGGAGACAGCUUCCAUGGAGGAAGGAAGAUAAGGAGACUAAGAUGGUUUGGUUGAGGAUGAGAGAUGUAUUGCAUUAGGCAAAAUGGAGGGAUGUGUUAAGGGUGAUUGCUGCGAGUUUGACAUAAAUCUGGCCACCGCUAUUCACACCAUUUUAGUUUUUAUUUCUACAUUUACGCAAUUAUAGUUUAGUUCUUCUGGCAUUGCUUUUGCUUUGUUCCUUUACUAUGAUAACUAGGAAUUCAUUUCUUUUCAUCAUGACAUUUAUUUUUCUUGCCAUGUUUCUUGUCAUGUUUUUGACAGUAUUACCUACUUGUUAUUUAUUUCCUUCAAUAUUGUGUUGUUUAUCGCUCACCGUGACAACUUGAGAUAACUUUUUGCCAUAGUAACUCAACAACUCGUUGCACUCUUGCCGAGGAUGAUGAGUUCAAAUAUUGACAAAAAAUGCAUUUAUAUGUAUUAUCUAUCAGCUCAAACUUACAAGAAUUUAAUGUCUUUACAU